AAAUAAAUAGGUGUGGGAAAGAACUGCAGAUGCUAGUUUAAAUCUAAGAUAGACAUGAAAUGCUGGAGUAAUUCCACGGGACAGGCAGCAUCUCUAGAGAAAAGGAAUAGGGUGAUGUUUCGGGUCGAGACCCUUCUGCAUACUGAAUUAUGAAGCAUAUUCCUUCUCUCCAGAGAUUCUGCCCGAGUUACUCCAGCGUUUAUGUGGUUUAAAACCAGCAUCUGCAGCUCCUUCCUACACAAUUACUAAUUGCAGGGGUUUUUUUUUUUUUUUGCAACUCUUCAGCUUUAAGAGAGCUUGUAGUCAAACACCACCUCCUCGUCCCGGAUUGCCAUGGAGUCCUUUGAUUGACUAGCAAGCCCUCCAAACGCUGGGCAGAUCUGGAGUAGACUUGUCCUACAGUGGACGUCAUUGCACCAGUGAAGGGGAGUGGGCGGAGAGCUUGGCCAGUGUCAAAAAAAGACGGCAGGUGCAUUUCUCUCUCAAGCUUGUUGAAAUCAGUGUCAAUUUUAUUUUCAGGGGUGGGGAAGAUAAAGAGUUGCGCUUUCCUUUGUAGAAAUUAAUCCUUAAAAAAAAAAAAUCUGCUUAUUGACAAGAAUGCAAAAGUAGAAUACUCGUUGUUGGAUCGCCAGCUUUGUUUAAUAUAUAUAUAUAUAUAUAUGCAAGCUAAUAAGAGGAAUACCAGACAAGAUUGGAAGACAAUAACAGCGCAAAGAUACCCAUGUUGUCCAUGAUUAUCAUGCCAGCUUCCAAGUCUGGAACUAGCUGCGAUUACUGGAUUGAUGGAUCUCACAGGGAGAUAGCCUUUGAAGAUUACUACACAGUGGCACAGGAAUUAGGAAGGGGUGCUACGUCCAUCGUGUAUAGAUGCCAAGAAAAGCAAACUCAAAGGCAAUAUGCGGCAAAGGUCCUGCAGAAAACUAUCGAUAAGAAGAUUGCAAGAACUGAAAUUGGUGUUUUGCUGCGACUUUCCCAUCCAAAUAUUAUUAAACUAAAGGAAAUCUUUGAGACCCCCACAGAGAUUAUCCUGAUCCUGGAGCUGGUGACUGGUGGGGAGCUCUUUGACAGGAUUGUGGAGAAGGGAUAUUACAGCGAGCGGGAUGCAGCUCAUGCUGUGAAACAGAUCCUGGAAGCUGUGGAGUACUUGCAUGAGAAUGGGGUGGUUCAUCGAGACCUCAAACCAGAGAAUUUACUGUAUGCAGACCUUUCAUCAGCAGCUCCACUGAAAAUAGCUGACUUUGGUCUAUCCAAAAUUGUGAACGAACAGGUUACCAUGAAGACAGUAUGUGGCACUCCGGGCUACUGCGCACCUGAGAUUCUGCGAGGCUGUACCUAUGGACCUGAGGUAGACAUGUGGUCUGUUGGAGUCAUUACCUACAUCUUGCUCUGUGGAUUUGAACCGUUCUUUGAUGCCCGUGGCGAUCAGUACAUGUACAGCAGGAUCUUAAACUGUGACUAUGAGUUUGUCUCCCCCUGGUGGGACGAUGUGUCUUUAAAUGCAAAAGAUUUGGUCAGAAAACUGAUAGUGCAAGAUCCACAGAAACGACAAACUGUUCAGCAGGCUCUCCAGCAUCCCUGGGUGACUGGGAAGGCAGCCAACGUUGCUCACAUGGACAAUGCACAGAAGAAAAUGCAAGAAUUUAAUGCAAGGCGCAAGCUUAAAGCAGCUGUGAAGGCCGUCGUGGCCUCGAGCCGGUUAGGAAAUGCCAGCAACCACAGCCAUAGCAAUCAUGACAGCGCCAAAGAAAGGCACACUUCCAGUUCUGAGCCGGAGCAAAGUCCCAACGAGGAAAACGGGCAGAAUUUAUAGCCAAACCCUCGACAUUACUUUCACGGACUGUCUGCCGCAUGAGAAAUUGUGAAAAGAAUGCUGGCAAUGUUCACUGGAGCUGUACUCCACAUCAAUAUCAAUGGCAUAUUUUGCAAAAAAAAGAAUGAUGUAAAAAGUGCAUCUUCCUCUAGUAGAAUGAAUACGGCAGAUUUUCAAAUCAUGAGCGAAGAUGUGUAUAUAUUUAUAGUAUUUUAUGCUAUGGUACUUAAUAUAGAUCCACGAUAGUAUAAUACAUAAAUAUAAGAUGACUGCAAUUUUAGUAUCCAAAUAUCUUACAGUUCGUUUACUGGAUGCAAUGUCCAUGAAAAUAUUUUUAAUAGCAGAGAUUUUGUCCUCGAGGCAAAUGGAAUUUGUUAAUUUAAUUGAUUAAAACAAGCAAGGAGGAAAGGGCUUUACUGCAAAACUACUAUGGAUUCUUUCAAUGGCAAUGUUUAUCCAUGUCAAAUUGCUCCAAAGGAUUAGUUUGAACAGAGAGCACUUGGAGUGAAAGCAGACUAAAAAUAAUAGUUGUACAGGCAAAUAUUGCGAAACGUACUUUACAUUAUUUUAAUCAUUAAGUAGCCACAAAGUAGUGGUAAAUUAGAUAAGAGUAAAAAUCUGGAAUAAAAACAAAUAAUGUUGAGGGUACACAGCAGAUUAGCUCUCACUUGAAAGAGGGAAAUAUACCUUUGAAGAUUCGAGGUCUUCCCUAUUCUCUCAGGUUUAGCAUUCCUUGCCACUUCUCAAAGCAAAACCUGAUUAUUUUACUAUCAGCUCUGUACCUAUUUAUAUAAUACUCAUGGCACAUGGUUCGACACAGUACAUCCUAUUGUGGGUAUUGUAUUCUGCAAUAUCACACACACCAAUGUUCAUUUCUCCUGUCUUCUUACAGAGACUGAUGUGAUAAUGACCUGAUCAAUUCUAAAAUAACAAACGGCUUGAUGUUACAUUAAAUAUGACAAUCAGAAUACUGAUAUGGUAUUAUCUUAUUUAAUUAUUUUCUCACCUUGUGACAUCAAGAGUGAACCUUUAAUUUACCAAUCAGCAUUACUAAAAUAAAGAUUCCAGCAGGAUCAAUACUUCACUUCAUUGUUUUUCAGUGCUAAAUGAUUGUGCCAACUUAGAAAGGUUUAGCUGCCCCCUAAUUAUUUCAAACAUUGCUCUGGGCCUCCACUUGUUACUCAUAAAAAGAAACAAGAAAUUCCAAAAGCUUUGCACACCCUCUUUAUCCAACUGCCUCGGUCUAGCUAAUUCAGCUCUCAAUCAAUAAUACUUGAUUGGUGUGGCUCCCCUUCCAGCUAGGUUGCUUUGCGGGCCACUGGUUCAGAAAUAAAAUCUAACAUUACACGGUAUGUCUGGAGUCAUAGAGUAACGCAGCAUGGAAACAGGCCCUUUGACCCAACUUGCCCUCACCGACCAACAUAUCCCAGCUACACUAGUCCCACCUGCUCACAUUUGGUCCAUAUCCCUCCAAACCUGUCCUAUCCAUGUACCUAUCUUACUGUUGCUUAAACAUUGGGAUAGUCCCAGCCUCAACUACCUCCUCUGGCCACUUGUUCAAUACACCCACCACCUUUUGUGUGAAAAAGUUACCCCUCAGAUUCCUAUUCUCAGAUAUCUUUUCACUUUAACCUAUGUCCUCUGGUCCUCGAUUCCCCUACCCUGGGCAAGAAACUACCCUGUGUCUAUUCCUCUCAUGAGUUUUUGGAAUAUGUAAGCAAUUCGUCCACCUGACCAAUAUGUUAUCCAUGAAAAUACUUGAGGGAAAUUUUAUAAAUCAAGAAAGCUUAACAAAAUACAUUCUAGGCAUUUUGGUGCUGUGUGUUGCUCUGACAAGCUAUUCGUUGUGGCCAAAAAAAAGCUUCAAAAAUUGAAGACACUAUGUUGAAUAUUCAAAAAUCAAGGAAUUACUUGAUUAAUAAUCAUUUUUUGGUUCAGAAACAUUUCAGUAUUUUGCUUUAAAAAAUCAAAGAAAGAAAUUCCUUGAAGCCGAAGGAUUAACCAUCCCUAUUUUGAAUUUGACUUUCACGAUGUAACAUUUUAUAACUUAAACCCAAAUCUUAUUCCAAGCCAAAUGAGUGAAGAUAUUGACAUUAUAUAUGAGAAACUCUUCAUCUAAAGAUAACCAGUCUUUUGGUUGCUGUCUGACCCAGUGCAUGAGUACAAUGUUCUGCUUUCAUUUUAUAAUGUUUAGUGAAUGGUUAGAUUGAUAUUAAGUUGAUGGAGUGAUUUGUCAGGCUUGUUUUCACCAUCAACUCCAAUUCAAGAGAAGCCACUUCUCUGUUUUAGACAAAUGCUUCUCGAGUUGAUUUUUUUUAAAUUUCUUUAAGUUGUCUUAAAAAGUAAAUUUUAGUAAAUUUGUAAAUUUAGAGUAAGUAUAACAGUUGGUUGCUAAAAGUGAUAGUCUAAUAGGUAUCGACUGCAGUCAGACCCCAUUUUAAUAACCUAUCCUGUUAAUAAUAUCUCCAUUCCAUAUCAAUAAAUACAAAGCUAGCAUAACUCUGUUCCACCUAUGGGCAUCAUUGAAACUUAAUUCUUUUUGUGUAAUUUGUUUGUCACAAGUGUGUAUUUAUUGUUAUAAUUCUGUACAGUCUAGUUAUUAAAUCAACCUUCUUUCCUUCUUUUCAAGUUCUGGACAAUAUAUUAGAAAUUUGUAUAAGAAAAAAUAUAUUAUUAAGACUUGUGAAGUACCAUUAACUUUCCACAUAUCUAGGUUAUUCUGUUAGAAAGUCUCAAUGAGACAUAAAUCGUACCACAUAGGGCUUCACACUCGACUGUUUACAGAUACGGAUUAGGUGAGAACAGAAGAGGCGAGAGAGUAUUUCCCUUGCAUAUUUACGUAUACUUACCUGAGAGUAUUUACCUGUACAUUAAUAGAAAUGAAUGGCGGUAGGGGCAGGAAUCAAUAGUACAUGUCUUCUUGGGCUAAAGUGUAAGUGAUCCUGUGCAGCCAUUGAAUGUGCCACUCAAAUAUUUGCCUUAAAAUGUCAAGGUUCAUGUAUUACAAUUUGGUAACAUAUUACAUCCUAAAAUGCCAGCAGUCUAGAAAGUAUAUUUUCCACAUUGUUAAACCUAGUGGUGAACAGUAAGAUGUUGUUCUAUAAAUGGAAGCACAAUGGCACAAGGCCAGAAUAGUGGUGCACUGAUGGAGCUGCAGCCUCAUAGCACCAGAAACCCAGGUUCAAUCCUGACCUUGGUGGAGUUUGCACGUUCUCCCUAUGACCGUGUUGGAUUACUCUGAUGCCCCGGUUUCCUCCCACAUCCCAAAGAUGUGCAGGUUUGUAUGAUAAUUGGCCCUCUAGAGCAGUGAUUCCCAACCUGGGGCCAUGGCAGA
Molecule: messenger RNA, 5144 nt
Organism: Leucoraja erinaceus (little skate)
Lineage: Eukaryota; Metazoa; Chordata; Chondrichthyes; Rajiformes; Rajidae
Product: calcium/calmodulin-dependent protein kinase type IV-like
Exons: 11
Coding region: 722-1810 (362 amino acids)
Biological process (GO): protein phosphorylation
Molecular function (GO): calmodulin binding; ATP binding; calcium/calmodulin-dependent protein kinase activity
Source: RefSeq, a predicted model, not a curated record